Messenger RNA from Notechis scutatus (mainland tiger snake), 1673 nucleotides. The record is from RefSeq and is a predicted model, not a curated record. Lineage: Eukaryota; Metazoa; Chordata; Lepidosauria; Squamata; Elapidae.
CGUGAUCCCCGAAGCUUUCUUCCUGCUAUUAGGCACAGCGGGGCAGCCCCGCCGCAUCUGCUGCAGGCAUGGCGGGCACGGCGGGCGCGCUGCUCCUGCUCCUGGCCGCCGGUUUGGGCGCUGCCCUGUGGCCGCAGCCGCAGUGGCUCCUCCAGGACCCUCAAAGCCGAUGCCGGCUCAGCUCCCGGCAGUUCCGAUUCUCCUAUGCCAACGGCUCGGCCGUGGCGCCCGGCUGCGAAGUGCUGGACGGGGCGUUCCAACGUUACUGGCAGCUGCUUUUCCCGCCCGGGCACAAGGAGCCAUCAGGGAGCAAUGUGGAGAACCUGUGUCCUAACCUUCUCGUCUCCGUGGCCCAAGCAGGAUGCAGCGGCUAUCCCACCCUUGAAUCUCCAGAGAACUACAAGCUCAGCAUUUCAGUGGAUCUGAUGCUACUCACAGCCCCCAAUAUCUGGGGUGCCCUCAGAGGAUUGGAGACCUUCAGCCAGCUUUCCUGGAAGGACGAAGUUGGGACAUUCUACCUCAACAAGACCGUUGUGAUUGAUUUCCCUCGCUUCCCUCACCGAGGUCUGCUCCUUGACACAUCUCGCCAUUUUCUGCCUUUGAGAGCCAUCCUGGAGACCCUGGAUGCCAUGGCGUACAACAAAUUUAACGUGUUCCACUGGCACAUUGUGGAUGACCCGUCGUUUCCGUUUGAAAGCCUGGUCUUCCCAGAUCUCAGCUUGAAGGGAUCCUAUAACUCAGCCACUCACGUAUACACUCCUAACGAUGUGAAAAUGGUGAUUGAAUACGCCAGGCUGCGUGGAAUUCGAGUGAUUCCAGAAUUUGACACCCCUGGACAUACUCUGUCUUGGGGACCAGGUAAGAACUGUCUUGGGAUGAGAAAGCAGGUUUGUAAGGAUUCUAAGCUGAUGACACUUUUAACUCCGCCUUCCAGCUCAGCCUGUUCUUCUCCUACAGUUUUCCUCUCAGUAUUGUCGAUAUUGGAGCCCACUCACAACCACACAUCCUUUGUUAAUGCACAUAAACCUCCUGUAGAUGCCUUCUCCUGGACUUCAGUCCCUGUUCUCUGUUUUUUCCAGGUGAACCCUAAUACAGUGAUACACGUGUGGAAAGGGAACUUUCAACAGGAGAUGUCUCGUGUCACGAAGGCUGGUUUCCGGGCCCUUCUGUCCUCUCCUUGGUACUUGAACUUCAUCUCUUACGGGCAGGAUUGGUUGGAAGCAUAUCGGGUGGAACCCCUGGCCUUCGAAGGCAGCGCAGAACAAAAAACACUGGUUAUUGGUGGAGAAGCCUGUAUGUGGGGCGAAUACGUGGAUGCAACUAAUUUAACCCCCAGGCUGUGGCCCAGAGCUGGGGCUGUUGCUGAGCGUCUGUGGAGCAACCAGACAGUUCGAAACCAGGAAGAUGCUUAUGAGCGCUUGUCCGAUUUCCGAUGCACCUUGCUCAGGCGAGGUAUCCGGGCCGAGCCCCUUUAUACAGGAUAUUGUGAAUUUGAUGCACUGUGAUUUUACAAUCCCCUCCUUCUUCCUUCCCCCACCCCCCCCCCCCCCAAAUAUCUGUAUUGUUUUAAUAUGUGUGGAAAGAAGCACAUUUAAAACUGUCAUCCGGGUCCUCAUUUAUUUAUUUUUUAAUGGAACAAAUUGAUGCUCAAGAAAAAAAGAAAACUUUGGUGG